Messenger RNA from Blepharisma stoltei, 1052 nucleotides. The record is from the annotation of a GenBank genome assembly. Lineage: Eukaryota; Ciliophora; Heterotrichea; Heterotrichida; Blepharismidae.
AUGGAUGACAAUUCAGCUCAAGCCAAAGUUGUUCUGCUUGGAGAAGCAGGUGUUGGUAAAUCUAGCAUUGUAUUGCGAUUUGUAGCAGAUACUUAUCACAGUGACAUUGAGCCUACAAUAGGAGCCUCAUUUCUUUCAAAAAUCGUGAAUCUAAGUGAAGGGACUAUAAAAUUUGGCAUAUGAGACACAGCAGGACAGGAGCGAUACCAUUCUUUAGCAAGAAUGUAUUAUGCAGAAGCAGUUGCAGCUAUCCUAGUCUAUGAUAUCACAAACAGAAAAUCUUAUGAAGCAAUGAAAAAUUGGCACAAAGAGUUAGUUGAGCAAGGACCCAAAAACCUAAUUGUUGCAAUUGCAGGAAAUAAAGAAGAUUUAGUUGAAAAAGAACAAGUCGAAAUGGAAGAAGCCAAAAGCUUUGCAGAGUCUAUUGGAGCAAUUUAUAAAAAAACAAGCGCAAAAACGAGAUAUGGGAUUGAACAAUUAUUUAAAGAAAUUGCUAUUAAAAUUAAGGAUAACAGAAGUAUAGUGACAAGAGAGAAAAGAGGCUCUAUUAGAGUGACGUCAGCUGUAAGCCAGCAGCCUGGAGUUGCUUACUUACUUACUUAAUUAUCUGGUGUUUAAGGUGUCUAGUGCCGCAGCCCAAAAAGGACCUAUGGCAAAACUAGUGACGUAGGCGAGCCAUCUUGGAACAGGUCAGCCCUGGCCAAGCCUUCUAUCAACUCCUGCUUCACCAGCCUUGCUGCACGUCUCACCCGGCGCGAUGCCGUCGCCCUUGUCUCGAAUCAGCUCCUGCGCGUGUUCCGCCUAAGGGUCAUCUUCCCGUGGAGAUGUGCUGAGAGGUAAAACCCCGAAUCUUGAGAGGACUGAGGAGCAGUUCCUCUGGUUAUCCCCAGAGUUAAACCGCUAUUGCUGUCCAGAAGUUCUCGAGUGAAAACCUAACCCUAUAAAUAAAAUUCCAUGAGGGAGAGAAAAUUAGCAGAGCUAAUUUCUCUCGAACUGAAUGCCAUUUUAUUUAUAUGCCUGGAGUUGCAAAAGAAAAAAAAUGCUGUUCAUAA